Messenger RNA from Cylas formicarius (sweet potato weevil), 7090 nucleotides. RefSeq names its product RNA-binding protein Musashi homolog Rbp6 (gene Rbp6). Gene Ontology annotation, molecular function: RNA binding. NCBI's taxonomy places the organism in Eukaryota, Metazoa, Arthropoda, Insecta, Coleoptera, Brentidae. The record is from RefSeq and is a predicted model, not a curated record. The coding region runs from base 240 to 1415 and encodes 391 amino acids. The transcript is spliced from 15 exons. Gene Ontology annotation, cellular component: cytoplasm.
CAAUCACGGGUGGGCCGCGUCUCGGGCGCCGAGGCGAGGUGCGCGCGUCUGCGCACCGCGACGCCCCCCGACGGCGGCGGAAGCGCCCGAGAGCGCGCCGCGACCGUUCGGCCCCGUCUCCGCCAGUACCGUGUUGAUAUCGGAGCGUAGCACGCGAUAACGGACGAGACUGAGACCGGUCUGUGUAUUAUUUACCUUUAGUGUAGUAGUAGUGCAUUCAGUCGCAUCGAACGAGUGUUAUGGAGGGCCAAAAUCAAGACCUGGUGCCCGGCAGCAGUCCCGCGGAGGUGCCCAACGAUCCCGGGAAAAUGUUUAUCGGGGGACUGAGUUGGCAGACGAGUCCAGAAAGUUUACGCGAAUACUUUAGUAAAUAUGGCGAUAUCACUGAAGUAAUGGUAAUGAAAGACCCUGCCACACGCAGAUCGAGCGGCACCGGGGUAGUUUGCUUCGCUUCAGGCGUGGACAGCGGCCCGGUAGUGUACACCCCCAGGGGUUUCGGAUUUAUCACCUUCACGGACCCUUCUAGCGUAGACAAAGUGUUAGCCCAAGGUACCCAUGAAUUAGAUGGAAAGAAGAUCGACCCGAAAGUAGCGUUCCCUAGGAGAGCACAUCCAAAGAUGGUAACCCGAACGAAAAAAAUAUUCGUGGGAGGAUUAUCAGCCCCCACAACCUUAGAAGACGUCAAAAGCUACUUCGAACAGUUUGGUCCGAUCGAAGACGCGAUGCUCAUGUUCGACAAACAAACGAAUAGACAUAGAGGUUUCGGGUUCGUCACAUUUCAGAGCGAGGACGUCGUCGAUAAAGUUUGUGAAAUUCAUUUCCACGAGAUUAACAAUAAAAUGGUGGAGUGCAAGAAAGCGCAGCCGAAAGAAGUGAUGCUCCCCGCCAACUUGGCCAAGACCCGCGCAGCGGGUCGCGGCGCAUACGAUUUUAUGUGGUCUCUGGGGGCUCUUCCAGACGGUUUUCCAGCGGCCGCAUAUGCGGCAUACGCUGCGGGUCGCGGUUACUCGGGCUACCCUAGUUUCGGACUGCCCUACCCAACAGUUGAUUUAACCAAUGGACAACUGACACCGAACAAUAACACUCCACUGCUGACCCAGGCACUUUCAGUGAUGAAUAACUACCAAGCCGCGGCCGCCGCCCAGGGUUUCGGCCCGCCUGCUUCACCACACGCGGCUGCCGCUGCGGCCGCCCAAAACGCGUCCAGGGCCGCCGGAUUCCCCGCCGCAUCCAGUCCCGGACCGGCCAUCGAUAUGUACAGCAGCAGCGGUGCCGGUCCUGGAGACAGCGUUGGCUACGUACAGGCAGCUAGUCCGCAGCCGUCCAGCUUUCCGGCCAUCGCUGUCAGUCGGGCGCCACUUAACUAUAGUCCGGGCCCGCUUAUUCCGGCCGCCUUUACAAAUGGCUAUCACUGAGCUGCCGCCUACCGACCGUACAGAGUCGUCGCGGCCCAUAUUCCGCUCCCUAUCGGCAGCUACAGCUGUGAUUGCGUCAUCACAACCAAACCUGCACUUGUACAUUCACCUCUAUAUGUAUAUUGAUAAUAAUAUAUUAAUUACUAUUUAGCACCCGCUGAGCGGUUACCACUCGUUGUUGUAUAUGUUUGGUGUUUGCCAAUCGCUUUCCGCCAGCCGACGAUUGCCGAAUUGCCGACAGGAAGUCCGCCUUGAAAACACUCGGUAAGUUAGGUUAUCUUGUGUGGCCGUACAGGCAUUUUAAAAUUCGCGAUGCGGUCUACUAAAACGCAUAAGUAAGAUACUGGCGGUCGGAAAUAGGAAGGGUCGAUUUAUAAACUUGAUUUAGCCGUUCCAUGCGGUCACCGUUGGCAGUUAAGAUUAGUUUAUAUAUUUUCAUUCUAACCUUACUUUUGAUGCUUGUUUCUAGAAGAAACAGUAGCUAUCUAUAAGUGCAAGAAAUAAUAGUUAUCCUAUUAUAUUCUACGAACUUUUUUUAUUUUAAAACGUGUUUUUUUCCAAAAUGUCUUUUUAUUUUUGGAUUUAUGUUGAAUUAUUGAGCUACCUUUAAGUCAAACCAUGUUAGUUACCCAACAGUGUUUUAUUAAAUAAACGUGAAAUAUUUCUUGUAAAUAAAUGGCAACAUAAUUUCUCCUACUAAUAUAAAUUGUUACCUUAUAAAUAAUAUAAUAUAUAUAUAUAUAUAUAUAUAUAUAUAUAUAUAUAUAUAUAUAUAUAUAUAUAUAUAUAUAUAUAUAUAUAUAUAUAUAUAUAUAAUAUAUAUAACAUAAAUAUAAGUGACAUCUAAAUAUUUUAUAAUUGGCUAAAUCCACCUUAUGUUAUAUCAUCAAAACAUAAAUCGGGCUAAACGUAAGAUCCUCGUCUUUAUCGAUUCGGCAACUGUCGUAAUGGCGGCUUACCCCCUCCACCAAACACAGCACUAUAUUGGUUAACACUUUGCGUUUCUAAUUACAUAUGAUAUAUUACAGGGUAUCUCUAUAGGAUACAUUAUCCUUACAUAUUAUUAAUUAAGGACCAAUCGGGCAAAUACCUCGGUCGUUCGACCGAUGAGACAUUGCCGUGGUAUAACUUUUCGGUUUUGUUUUUUAGUAGAUCGCUAAUUUGAGGAAGUUUUGCACCUGAAAACAUCGUAAAAGGUAGCGCCGGGUAGUUUAAAUGGAAUCGGGUUGAAACGAAAUUUGAUAUUAUUCGCUCUUGGUCUAAUUUACUUUUUGAGGAUAUUGAUGGACUCAAUUUUUUUUUAACUUGGUGCCAUAAUUUUUUCUUGAAAAACUAAGAAAUUGCAUUAGAUAUUCAAUUGUAACUAAUAAAGCGCAAAGAAUUUACUAUUCAACCAAUUUUUAUUUUUCAAGUUGUUUAUUAAUUGUUUUACUAAUUACUUUGGGAAUAUUCUUAACACAUUGCCAGAGAGCGAUGACGAAUUUGACAAUAUUUUUUUAUUCAUUAAACAUAAUUUCUAUUGUACGUGAUACAAAAUGUACCCAGUACCUAGAUUUUGUGGAAUAUUUAUUACAAAUUAUGUUAUGAUUUUUCAAGUUUUAAGUUUCAAGAUAGGGCAAAACUUACAUUUGCCAAGUUGGAUGUUUUUCAGUGCAAAGCCGCUUUAAAUUGCGUAUAGUUCAUUUUUAACCGGCUAGUGUUGUUUUAUAUAAAGAAUUUUAUUUCAUUGAUAUAGUAUGUUAUGGUUAUUAUUUAAUAUAUUCUAAAAAUCAUAUUAUUGUAAGUAACUUUUCAUUGUGUUAAUCUUCGCUCCGGCGCGGUACGUAUACAAAAAGAAAAUAUUAAUUUGAUAAUAUUUUUAAGAUAUUUGUAUAUAUUUAUUGUUACUGGAACGAACCACGCAGAUUAAUUUUAUCGUUUUUAAUCGCAGACGGGCUCGGGGGAGAGUUUUAACCAUAAAUAUAAAGCUAUUUUUUUAACAGAAACUUAGUUAUCAGUACAUAUAUAUAUUUUUCUUUGUUGUAUUUGUCUAUACUUUGAAUAGAUUAAUGUUAAUUAAUAUUUCCCCACCGGCCGCGCGCGCAAACGUAUGUAAAUUUUUAAAUAUUUAGUUGCACAAAAAUAAUCACGAAAAGUUGAUCACGCUUCGUUUUACGGAAUGGCUUGGUGCUUGCGAUUUUUUUAAACGUAUAUAACCAACGUGUAAUCUGUGUGGUCCGGCGAUACUAUUCAAUAUAGCUUCUAGAUUUUAAUCCUAUCCGUAUUUUCCCUCAUAGUAAACCUAGAUCUGUCUAAUUGUUAGGCUAGGCGAGAUCAAUUUUAAAAAUUAUAAUAUAUUAAUGUUUCUUGUUAUAUUGUGAAUAUUCUAUAUAAAAAAAUGUCGGAUAACGGACGCGUUGAGAGUUAUUCAUACAAUACAUGUGCGCGUUUCUGUGGUUAUUAUAUAUUAUAUAAAAUUUAUAAUUAUUAUUUUAGGUACGGCGUCCGUUAUUCCGAAUCUAAUUUUUCCACGUGGUUAUAAGGUGUUAUUCAUUUUAUUUUGUUUUUAUUUAUACAUUUCGCCGGUAACGGGCUUGUUGACGAAUGUGCGGCGAAGCUAAUAAAAAAUUGAAUUUUAAUAAAUUACCGCUUUUCUAAACAAAAUUGUGCAACCAGAAGCAAUUGUUAAAACUCCUCUCCUUUUUUGUAUGCCCUGCCAGGAUAAACGCACAAAAUUGUUAUUAUUAACUAAUUUUUUGCUUUUAUUUCCUUUAUUAUCUGCUAAAUCAUUCAGCUCUUAAAUGGAAAAAGCAAAGAAAAAUCAUUUAAUUUCAAAAAUAUGUUUUCGAAUUACAAAGAAACACAUUUAUCGGAAUAGGCCACUUUUGUUCUCAAGUAAUUUAAUAUUAUCAAUUUUUUAUGGCUCGUCCUGUAUAGAAAAAAUGUCCGACUGAGUCCAGAUUGCUCGUGUAACGUUUCCUCAGUACAAAAACAACCACGAUAAGUUAAUCACAGUAAUAUAUAUAUAUAUAAAUAUAUAGUCCGAAAGCGGGAUACAGGGGGAACCAAUUUUUCGAGUUCAUUUCGGUUAAUUCAGCGACUCUAGCAGUGAAUUUUUAUACGUUUUUCUACAUUUAGUUGACCUAAACGCGUUGAAAGUUGUAGUCGGGUGCGGCACGCUUGAAGUGGAAAAAAAUAUUGGGGCGCCCUGUAUAAUGUUACCGUCGCCAGGUUUACGUUGCCGGAUUACCACCGGGUUCACAGUAGAAGAAAUGGUCAGUACUAGGAGAAUCGUAGGUAUUUACAUAGGCUACGAAAUCAAAAUGCGAAUGUGAAAUUCAAUUGAUGUACCUGAGUGACUAUUAUUUAAAUUUAAAAGGGUCAGUUUAAUAUAGUUUCUUCCGCAUUAUUUAGAUUUAAGUUUAAGUGUAAUCAAACAUUUCUUCCAUUACAAAAAUCGAAAAUUUAGUUUUUAGUCACAUCAAUCGUAUGAUAGGAUUCCGAGUUACUGAAGCAGCCUCAAAUGUAUUACAGCAAGAUAUUAACACAGUGGAUCAUAAUAAAUUUUGAACUUUUCCGAACGCCCGAGGGAUCAACAACACCUGUUCAAGUUGCGGUAGUAAUGAUAUUCAAUAAGUAAGUUUCAAUUAGUUUUAAUAAAAACGUUAGCAAGUUCUUUUGACCAAAGUUUGUUUAAUAUAUAUUAUUUCAAACAAACUUUCGACAAAGACAAAUCUUUUAACCUCUGAAUACGGCCUAAGAAAUAGAAUGCGCUAAGCAUUACUUAAAUACCAAAAUUUAACAUCAUAACAUAUUGGGAACCCAUCACCUUAAAAAAGAGUGUUAAAUAGAGAUUUUGCCAUUUUGCCAAUAAAUUUUCUUCUUCAUUUAUCAGCAUCUAGUUUGGGAUCUGAAUAUUCCGCCACAACUUUCUUAUAACCCUACUCGUCGACAUAUUGGAAAAAAAGCGCUGAAAUCGAAAAACAUGUGUGGACUAACAGCCCGGUUAUCUUUUCCGUUGUCGGUUUUUAACCUGGUGCGUUUUAAACCCAGCGUCGUAUUGAAUUUCGCCAUACCAUCCAUUGAACAAUAGAGAUAAUCUGCGCGUUGAGCUCUUGACGCGCAUGUUUUUUGGCGUCGGGUGUUUUACUCUUAUCUAAAAAAGAAUAAUUCAAUUUUGUUAACUAAAUAGGCACUCGAUUGUGUAAACCAAACAAAGAACAGAUAUCAAAUAUUACUAUUUCAUGUUUUUUGAAAUUUGAAGUUGUUUUUGGGGACCUUUUUCUUUUUUAUAACUAUAAGAUCAUUGAUAAACACUAUCUAAGGAAUAUUGAAUCGAUGGUUCUUAAAUUUCGUCAGUUACACCAGCCAAUUAGGUUUAGGUUUAGUUAUACGGUGUUCAAGUUUUGGCGACGUCUGUUCAAAUUAUCGAGUGUAAUAUGGGGUAAUCGACAUUUUAAGCAGACUAUUUCAGUUUGCAACAUGGUUAUGUCGCGAUUCCUGUGAUCAGCUGGUAUAGAUAAAUCAUAUAACUGCUUCAACCAAAAUCAUUAUAAGCGACAAAUGUGUUAUAAAUAAAUAAGCAUUUAAAUGUUCUAACUGUUUUUGUUAAGUGCAAAAUAAUUUUCCUACGUUAGGGCAACUCUUACCAAAGAUGAAGAAGCCACUUCUACUCCAACGAACUAUUUGCGGGCAGUUUUGUUUAUAGCUUAGCGAUCUAUUUUAAUCUGUAGAUAGGGUAAAAAAAUUGUCGAUGCCAAAUAAUAACAAACAAAAAGUCUUAACGCGUUAGAUAACCAAUUUCCAAAGAAUCGGAGGCGUAAACGUGGCGCGGCAACAAAACGACUGGCACAUAGAUAAAAAAUAUUGUAGCGGGUAGGAAUCAAACGUUUCCGUGAAACGUUUUCGAUUUUAGGUAUAAGUGACCUCAAACGCAAGGAGUUGAGGCCUCUCGGAUGGAUAACUUAUAAAAAUGACGUCAGAACAAUACGGUAUUAUUUCGUCUAGGUGAAUUAGGUAGGUAGUAUUUGGUCGACGCACGAACAAGGUAUUAUUUUUUGGGUGAAAAUGUCAAUUACGAAAGUGAUUCGAACGGUCAAAGCUGAUUUGUAGGAUCUCAUUUUGGCAUCAUUUUUCAUAAUGUGGAUUCGAAAACAAUUAUUCGGGAUCCUAAAUCGUUGUGUUGUAUUCGAUCAGCAAAAUGUACUGACGAUGACGGGUCAGUGCAAAAAAUUAACCGAUGAGUAAUGACCAAAGGUAUAUAAAAAUGUCAAUAUUUAAUGUCAAUGCGGAUUACUUUUUGCGUUUCCACGGUAUUUUAUAAUAUUGUGUCAGUGCAGAGCAAUACGUAGUUAGUAAACAAAAAGUAAAAACAAAAAUGUACAUGUUUCCGUUCAUAUAUUUUGAUAUCUAUAAAUCUGUGUUAUUUUUGCAUUAAGUGGUAGAGAUAAGUUAGCAAAAGACAAACUAUUAGAGGAUCGGUCCAUGGGGUUUUCAUCCCAAAGUUAAGGAAUUUUUAUUUAUGUUUAGGUAUUUGUGUUGACUGAUUUCUUCUUCCUUUAGAUUGCCCGAUAAUUAAAUUUGUUUAAAACUUUCAAAUCAAAGGUUUUAAGGGACAAAGUAAAGAUUUAUAAUAUAAGCCCCUAAUCUACAAUCAAGAAAUUUACAUACUCGUUUUGUUCCCGUAUUUUAAAAUU